Messenger RNA from Histoplasma mississippiense, 4419 nucleotides. RefSeq lists its product with no specific name. The record is from RefSeq and is a predicted model, not a curated record. The transcript is spliced from 3 exons. Gene Ontology annotation, molecular function: protein binding; structural constituent of nuclear pore. Gene Ontology annotation, cellular component: nuclear pore. The coding region runs from base 1 to 4419 and encodes 1472 amino acids. NCBI's taxonomy places the organism in Eukaryota, Fungi, Ascomycota, Eurotiomycetes, Onygenales, Ajellomycetaceae. Gene Ontology annotation, biological process: protein import into nucleus; RNA export from nucleus.
AUGGCCUUUUCUUCUUCCCAACCAAGCGCAGGCUUUGACGGUGGCCAGGCGUCAACUGUUCAACUCGGCCCCGAGCUACAGGAAAUUCAAACACAGGCACGUUGUACCAGAAAUGAAGUUGGCUUCCUUUCCAUUGCUGGGGACUCGAAAGUUAGGCUUUUUCCCACGCCAUGGCCAAGCGACUCUCUUCCUUCCCCCUCCUGCUCUUUGUUGAGCGUAGCGUCUGUAAAGGGCUUGCUCGCAGCUGCUGGGCCUGAAGGCCUUAUAAUAGCAAGUACGGAUUCUGUCAGAAAAGCUUAUACCGCAGACACGACUGGGGUCAGCAAUGUCAGGCAAUUUCAACCGCAACUACAAAUUCCUCUCCCACAAAAAGUGUCGCAUGUGGCAUUCUCUGCAGAUGAGAAUGUACUUGUCGUAGCUGCGGCAGAUGGCAGUGGAUUGAUAGCAUAUCAAGUGAUUUCCUUGAUGCAGGGCAAUUCACAACCUGCCCUUACUAUUCCUUUGAACGGAGCAAGGCUACGAGCGCUGGCUCCGAAUCCCAUGCUUGCCGAGUUGUUUGCUGCGGUAACAACGGAGGGAGAGCUAUUGAUGGCUAAUUUGCAAACUAGUCAGCUUGUCCAAGGUCCCUCGGGUCUAGUUUUAAAAACAGGUGUGAGCUGCAUCUCAUGGAGUAACCGGGGGAAGCAAUUAGUAGCUGGAUUAGGGAAUGGAACCGUAUGUCAGAUGACUCCUGAAGGGGAGAUGAAAGCGGAGAUCCCCAGACCUCCAGAUUUGAUUGAAGAUAAACAUGUCUCCUCUAUUUCGUGGCUUGAGAAUCAUGUCUUUUUCGUUGUUUAUACCCCAACGUCCUCAUCAGAAGGCCAGCCGGAAUCAACAUACUAUAUUAUAAAUCGCCAACCACCAGAUAAUUACACUUUCCAAAAACUACCAGAGGUCUGCCCACCUUGGGGUCUCGAACGGAACCCUGCCUACCAAUUUAUUGGCCGUUUGAGAGAUUUUAAGCCCGAACUCAAGGAUGCAUUGAUUGUCUCAUCGACAGCCUCAACAGAUAUAGCGCUUCUAACGAAAUCUAGCAAGCCGUUAGCCGAAGAAGGGGGCGUGCCUGUCACCGAUGCAUUUACUGUUACAACAAUGUCGGAAGAUUCAAGAAGAGCCGAACUCCCCCUAACAGAUGAUUCUGAGAAUACCUCUCCUAUCGGACUGGCAAUUGAUUUGUCGAGUAAAGAUAUUGUUUCCUCUCCCAUUCCUGGAGAAGAUAUCCAGGAUUCUGGAAUUCCUCUACCCAACGUUCUGGUACUCAAUAAUGAUGGCGUAUUGUCAUCCUGGUGGUUUGUGUACUCCGAGUCGAUUCGACAGCGCGUGCCCUAUCAUGGCCUUGUCGCCGCUGGAGUUGAACAGUCGGUGCAACAAUCGCAGCCACAGCAAAACCCGUUAGCAUCGUCGAUGUUAGCCCCUCAAACUCCCAAGCCUUUCGGGCAAUCCCCUUUUGGGCUAUCAUCAACAUCACCCUUUGGGUCUCCCUCAGGUCUAGGAGCAAACCGCCCGUCUGCCUUCGGGCAGCCAGCGCUUAGUUCACAACCUUCCUGGGCCACGCAGGGAUUUGGCCAAUCUCAAUCACCCAGCCAGUCGGCUCCAGCAACCAGUAGUUUUGUCUCACUGACUCCUUCAUUCGGCAGCCCAAAUUUGUUAGGCCAGCGAUCUUCCGCGUUUGGUCAGCCACCCUUUUUGGGUAAACCAGCAACCGCCUCUCCAUUUGGGUCCGGGUUUGGUGCGUUCAGCGGUUCUUCUGGCGGUACAGGAACCGAGACAAGUAAAUUACCCACUCAGCCAUUUAGUGGUUCCAGUGGAGGGUUUGGAUCCUUUGCAGCUGCUAGCGAUAGUUUUGCUACUGUUAAAGCUUCUCAGCCCUCCGGAGGGAGCAUUUUUGGGAAACCUCCGGUUGGCGAAAACCCAUUUGCGAAAGCUGGACAACCAAUCUUUAGCUCUGUACAGAACACAGUAUCAUCGCCUGUUCCUCCUAAAACCCAGCCAUCUCCGUUCGGAGCAUUCAAUCAAAGUUCUGGAUUCAAAACAGAUACGAUAACUACCAUGGAUGAAGAUAAACCGGAGGAAUCAAAGGGUGCAUUUUCCUUCGCCAACAUGAUGACCUUCGAUGAGCCCACCGAGAAAAAAUCUGUUUCGCCGAAAGCUUCUCCUCCGCCAUCCCUACCUGCCAUCUCCUCUCUACUGCCCAAACCAGCGAGUCCGGAACCUCAAACGCCUCAAAAUAGUGUGCCACCUCCCACAGAUUUGUUUGCCGCGCCUCAUCCUUCUAAGCUUUCGUCGUCAGUUCAGACGAAAGAACUAACCUCCCCUUUCGGAAAACUUCCGGCCUCCAUGGCACCACCCAAAGAGACCGAGAAGCCAUCCCUAUCGACUCCUUCUCUACCAGAUGAAUCCAGCCUAUCGGAGUCUACGGUCAAAGUCGAACACCCUAGCGACAAGGAGGAAACACCAAUACCAAAACUAGCUGAGCCUCCUCUUCCCCCAGACCCAACAAGCAGAGCGGCUUACGCUCCUGGAGAUACAUCGGCUUCUUCGUCUAGUGUAUCCAAAGUUUCCUUCGAAGAGGCCCCAUUACCCCCGGAUUUCAUACCCGCGAAGAAGGAAGGGACUUCGAACGAAGUCGCGGUUGCGUUGCCUGCAGAAUCCUAUGAAGGGGAAUCAGCUGAUUUUGAAGAUAGUGGAGAAGAAGUGGCGGGUGAUAUUAGCCCUGUUGAAGAAACCGAUGGACAGCACGUCCAAAGUCUUAAAACAUCACCAGAAAGUUCGUUCGGUGGCCCUGCUGUGCAGAGUCCGGAUAGUUCCAUGUUCACAAAGGUUCCCUCACUGGUCCAACAACUAAGGGAACCAAAGCAACUUUUUGGUGAAAUCACGCAACCCAUCUUCCCCUCCCCUAAACUUCCGGAUGGACGCAUACGUUUAACACCAAGGUCACCGAGUCCAGUCCGUCGGUCUCUUCUAGGGCUAUCCUCAGCAAGAGAUGGCUUACGAGCUACCAGCGCACCUAGCGCCCCUGGUCGUGCAUUAGCUCAGAGGAAAGUGACUCUCGAGAGUUCUAUGCUGUCAAAACAAGUUGAACUCCCAGCUGACGACGAAGGCCAAACCGAGGAGCUUAGUCGCCAAGCUCAGCGGUUAGCGGCUGAAUCCCAACCACUGAGCGAAGAUGACGAGGAUGAGCAACUCCGCACUGAUCUAGCACGACCAUUAUCACCAGCACCCACAUUGGACCCUUUUCUUCCUCACCAGGAUUACACAGGGGAAAGUUUGAAGCCUGGAAUACCAGGCCAAAUUGAACGGUUAUAUCGGGACAUCAACUCCAUGAUUGACACCCUAGGGAUCAACUCAAGGUCCCUAUCGUCAUUCUUACUAUAUCAGCACACAGCCAAAGAGCCAAAUUACAAACACUGGCUAACUACUCUACAAAGUGAGCAUCCAAGUGAUAUUUUAGAAGACCAGCUUCUUUUAUCCGAGGUCGAUAAGCUGGCUGCGGGGAUAAAGGAAUUGAAUUCAUUAUUACAACAACAGCAAUUGCAAAAAGUUGAAGAAACUUUAGAAAACUGCCAACGGCUAUUUAGCAAAGAUCUCGUGACUCUACGCGGCCAAUGCGCAAGCCUGCGACGAAGUAUUGACGCCCACGUCGACACUGUGGCCAUCGCUUCAGCGCCUCUAUCUGCUGAACAAGCGACUCUGCAACAAGACUUACGACAAGCGUCUACAGAAGUACAAUCAAAGAUGGCUAAUCUGGAGAAAGAAAUAUCCCUCCUUCGCGCCAAGAUCGCCGAUUCUGCAAAACCAGAUUCUGACGGGUCAAGCAUCAACGGCUCCACCGGACGUAGGUCCAUGGCACGACCUACUGUCGAAGCUGUCACAUCAACUAUUGCGACCAUGACUAACAUGGCGGAAAAGAAACGCAGUGACAUCGACGUUCUUGAAGCUCAACUUCGCAGGCUUGGCAUUGACGUCUCCGGUGCCAGUGGUGGUCCAGCGGGUACGGGUUCUGCCAGAUCUCGAAGUCGUGAAGCUUCACCUUUCCUCACGCCACCACGUGGACAACGGGGGCUUUCCAGAGUGCCAGUCACGCCCGGCUCGCGGGGUUCCGUGGACGGUGCGGUCGGAACGAGGAGCGCGUACCAUACCCCUGAGUCUGCCACGAGGGCUCAUGUACGUUUCCGGUCUAGUUUACUUGGUAGUGCUGGGAAGAAAAGCAGCUUGUUGCACAGUGUUAGCGGGCCUGGCGAGUUAGUUCUUGCCUCAGAGGAAGACACGCAACGGUGGAUGGCUAAGACUAAACGUCGGCGUGAGAUCGUGGGGCAUGUGCGGACGGCACUGGUGGAUGGUACCAGAAAAGCUAGAGUGAGAGGGAUGGAUGAGAUAUGA